AUGGCGCAGAACCAGAUUUUCAUACAAGCAGAGGAAUUUAGUGGUAUUGAGAAUCCAUUUGAAAAGUCAACCAUCACCACAACCACCCCCAACCUCCAGGCUCUGCAGCAGAGGGGAAGGCAGGGAGGCAAAAGCGGUCUUGCUGAACCACGAACAUCCAAUGAUGCGUUGUUGGUGCCCGAAGACUCUCAUCAUACUGGAGUAGAAAGACGGGCUCUGGUUCGCUACCAACCCCAGACCGUGAACAAUCCAGAGGUGACACUCAAGAUCAUGUGCGGGUUGAUGGUGUUGAGCUUGGGACUCAUUUUGGUAUCUUCUUCCUUCUCUCCUCAAUUCAUGCCAGUGUAUUUCACCCUGUUGAAGUCUGCUUACCCAUUCACAGCAGCCUUCUAUGUUCAGAGCAGCCUGACCAGAAAUACUUUGAGCUGUUUAUCAGCUGUAGUGGAUUUCAUUCUCCUCUCUAUUGGCCUGGUUGCUUUGGGCCAUGCCUCACAGCAGUGUGACUUGGACAAAGAGGUUACGCCAUCCUUACAGUAUAAUUAUUACUAUGAUCUUCACACAUAUAAUGCCAAGGUGUGCUUCGUGGCCACCACCAGUGUGACUGUAAGUAUUUUGAGAUGGGGUAUUCCAACCUUAUGAAGUUCCUGAAAGUCUUGGCUUCUUGUUUUCCCUUCUUUUGAAAGCUUUAUUCUUCCUGGUUUGAGAUUCUGGGGGAAGAACAGGGCUAUAUAAAGGAAAGGGGAUUACAUGGCUGAGAUAAAUGUUCUGGACUUUGGUAUUAUAUCACAAUAAGACAGAACUGAAGACUAAAUGUCAAAUAAAGUUGAUAAUGAAUAACUGAAAUUUAUUGUUCAUGGGGUUUCUUAAUAAUAAAACUGCUACUAUUGUUAGAGGCAUAAAAUAUGAAUCUGUCAAACCAAGAACCUUGAUAUAUAGAAUAAAGAACUGAGAAGGCAAAGAUGGCAGAAAGACUCACAUGAUCAGGAUGCCAACAAGGAAACCCGG
Molecule: messenger RNA, 1005 nt
Organism: Loxodonta africana (African savanna elephant)
Lineage: Eukaryota; Metazoa; Chordata; Mammalia; Proboscidea; Elephantidae
Product: membrane-spanning 4-domains subfamily A member 6A-like
Exons: 5
Coding region: 1-639 (212 amino acids)
Source: RefSeq, a predicted model, not a curated record